Molecule: messenger RNA, 1097 nt
Organism: Mytilinidion resinicola
Lineage: Eukaryota; Fungi; Ascomycota; Dothideomycetes; Mytilinidiales; Mytilinidiaceae
Exons: 3
Coding region: 1-912 (303 amino acids)
Biological process (GO): translation; ribosomal large subunit assembly
Cellular component (GO): ribosome; cytosolic large ribosomal subunit
Molecular function (GO): structural constituent of ribosome; 5S rRNA binding
Source: RefSeq, a predicted model, not a curated record
AUGCCUUUCUCCAAGAAGGUCAAGAACGAUGCCUACUUCUCCCGCUACCAGGUGAAGUACAAGCGUCGCCGCGUUGGCAAGACCGACUACUACGCCCGCAAGCGCCUCAUCACCCAGGCGAAGAACAAGUACAACGCGCCCAAGUACCGCCUCGUGGUGCGCUUCACCAACCGCGACAUCAUCGCCCAGAUUGUGACGUCGGAAGUCAACGGCGACAAGGUCUUCAGCGCCGCCUACGGCCACGAGCUCAAGCGCUACGGCGUCACCCACGGCAUCACCAACUGGGCGGCCGCCUACUGCACUGGCCUGCUGCUCGCCCGCCGCACACUCAAGAAGCUCGAGCUGGACGAGGACUUCGUCGGCGUGGAAGAGGCUGAUGGCGAGUUCACCAUGACCGAGGCCGCCGAGGGCGACGACGGCGAGUCGCGCCGCCCCUUCAAGGUCUUCCUCGACGUCGGUCUGGCGCGCACUUCGACUGGUGCCCGCAUCUUCGGCGCCAUGAAGGGCGCGUCCGACGGCGGCCUCUACAUCCCGCACUCCGAGAACCGCUUCCCGGGCUUCGACAUCGAGAGCAAGGAGCUCGACGCCGAGACACUCCGCAAGUACAUCUUCGGCGGCCACGUCGCCGAGUACAUGGAGACGCUCGCCGACGACGACGAGGAGCGCUACAAGUCGCAGUUCCAGGGCUACAUUGACGACGACAUCGAGGCCGAGGGCCUGGAGGAGCUGUACGCGGAGGCGCACAAGCAGAUCCGCGAGGACCCGUUCAAGAAGGACGAGGACGAGGGCGACAAGAAGACCAAGGAGGAGUGGAAGAAGGAGAGCUUGAAGUACAAGCAGAGGAAGCUCACCAAGGCCCAGAAGGAGGAGCGUGUCAAGGCCAAGAUUGCCGAGCUCAAGGCCGACGAGUAAAGCUAUACAAAAACUGGUGUCUGUGCUGCGGAUGCGAUGCGAUGCGAUCCGGAAGUCUUGAGGGGCUCGUCGGCGUGUGGUUAGCAUGGGGUUGGCGUCUGGGAUGACAAUUUCAAUUGCUCGAUGAAUGAAGCUGUUCUCACUGUUUCUCUCUUCGUGGAGAAUUGGCGAGUGUAGCCAAUACC